AUGCCCCGCAGCCGACGUUUGCUGGCAAGAUCCGUGCGGAUUCUCACCCAGGUUGCAAAAGACAUCUGGGACGGACAGCUGACUCUGCGUGCGAUGAGUCUGGUUUAUACAACACUGCUGUCCCUUGUACCGCUACUGGCAAUCAGCUUCUCGGUCCUGAAGGGUUUUGGCGUACAUCGCGAAAUUGAACCUUUCCUGAUUACUUUUCUGGCGCCACUGGGUGACAAGGCGGAGGAGAUUGCUCUACGGUUUGUUGAAUUUAUCGACAACACCAGCGUGUCGGUGCUCGGUUAUAUUGGUUUCGGCAUGCUCUUCUACGCCGUUAUCUCUUUGAUGCAGAAGAUCGAACGGGCGUUCAAUUUUGUCUGGCGGGUGGAUCGAGACCGUUCGUUUUCAGAACGGGUGAGAGAUUAUCUGACCCUGAUCUUUGUAGGUCCGACGCUGAUGGUGGCAGCGACAGGGAUGUGGGCCACCAUCAUGAACACCAGCAUCGUGGAAACACUGGCCGAUGUUGCACCUCUGGGCUGGCUGCUAGAUCUGGCCACACGUGCCAUACCAAUAGCACUGGUUAUUUUCACUUUCACCUUUGUCUACGCCUUUGUGCCCAACAUAAAAGUCCGCUGGCGACCCGCCUUGGUAGGGGGUGUUAUCUCGGGCCUGCUGUGGAAUGCCGGCGGUCUGGGUUUUGCUGCUUUUGUCGGCAAUUCGGGAAACUAUUCCGCCAUCUAUUCGGGUUUUGCAACGGCAAUAUUUUUCAUGAUCUGGCUAUACGUGGCCUGGAUGAUUCUGCUGAUUGGCUGCAGCAUCAGCUUCUAUAUACAGAAUCCUUAUUUCGCCAGUCAGCAGUCGGUGAUUUUAAGUAUUCGCAUGCGUGAAAAGCUGGCUUUUUCUAUCGCUGCGAUAAUCGGCGAACGUUACUAUCAGGGUCAGUCGCCGCUAAGCGCUGACUCCAUCGCUGACAAACUGGCUGUACCCUCACAAUUGGUAGAGACUGUACUGGCACCCAUGGAAGCUGCACAACUGGUGAUUAGUAACUCCAUGCUACCCCUGGAAGGUAAAACAGCCAUAGUCACCGGCGCCGGCCGGGGUGUCGGCGAGGCCACGGCUAAACGUCUAUCUGCCGCGGGUGCCCACGUUGUGGUUAAUGAUCUGGAUGAGAGCGAAGCAAACGCCUGCGUGGCCGCAAUCAACUCAACCGGAGGUCUGGCAGUCGCCUGUGCUGGAGAUGUUACAGCCGCGAAUUUUCCCGAGCGCCUCAUCGAUACCGCGAUCGAAAGCUUCGGCGGCAUUGACGUUCUGGUGAAUAAUGCCGGUUACAUCUGGAAUGGCGCCAUUCAAAACCAUUCGGAUGAGCAAUGGCAGGCGAUGCUCGAUGUACACGCUACCGCACCGUUUCGGAUUCUACGCGCGCUGGCGCCAUGGCUGCGGGAGACUGCCAGGCGUGAGCAGGCCGAACAGGGCGCCGCGUCUGUACGCAAGAUCGUCAACGUCUCCAGCGUCUCCGGCACCACUGGCGCGGCAACUCAGAUUGCAUACUCGGCCGGCAAAGCAGCUGUGGUGGGUAUAACCCGAACACUCGCCAAAGAAUGGGGUCGUUACAACGCAACCGUUAACUGUGUGGCGUUUGGCCAUAUCGAAACCCGACUCACCCAGAGUUACAGCGGCGAGCCGCCCACCAUCAGCGUUGGCGACCGGGAUUUUCGUGUGGGUCUGAGUGAACAACAGAUUGAUUCAUCUAUGCGGGCUUCUCCGCUCGGGCGCAGCGGCAGACCCGAAGACGGACACGCAAACAUGGCAACGGUCAUUCUCCACCAGUUCCCCUCCUCCCACUACAACGAAAAAGCCCGUUGGGCGUUAACCUACAAACAUGUUGAUCACACUCGGCAGAGCUACCUGCCGGGGCCCCAUAUCAGCCAGAUUAAAAAGCUCUCCGGCCAGAGUUCUGUACCGGUCCUGGAGUGGGACGGCGCAAUUGUCCCGGCUGUGAGAACAAUAGCCUGGGCAGGAAUGAUCAAUCACAACCGAUACGCAACAAGUGUCUUCGGAAAAGGUAAACCGCGAUUCACCAUGUUUUUCUACCGGCUUGCGUUUCCUUUUGUAAAACCACUGAUCGCCAAAGCCAAUGGCGUAAAUCCUGAAAAUAUUGAGAAGUCGAAACUAAUAGUCCAGUCCUACCUUGAUGAGAUCAACGAAGCUGUGUCGAAUACCGGCUACCUGAUCAGCGCGCAGUUCAGUGCGGCAGAUCUGACAGCAGCAGCUUUGCUGGCGCCACUUGCCAACCCUGACCACGAAGAUAUGAAACGGCCUAGCCCGAUUGUCGACUCCUUCAAAGAAAUACUGGACACCUACAGCCGCCACCCCACAAUUAGCUGGGUCGAAAAACAAUACAGAGAGCAACGAAGCUGA
Messenger RNA from Symbiodinium pilosum, 2406 nucleotides. NCBI's taxonomy places the organism in Eukaryota, Dinophyceae, Suessiales, Symbiodiniaceae. The record is from the annotation of a GenBank genome assembly.